UAUAUAGCGUAUGAAAACUGAUUAAAACAAGAUAUUAUAUCUUAUAUUAAUUUCUCUAUGAAACAGUCUUAAGCUCAGCCCCCUUCUGUCGUCUCAUGCUGACGGCUGGUUUAUAAAGAGCAGCAGACUUCACUCUUCUCACAGUCACGGACUUCUCUGUGCAGGAAUAAAAUCAGAGUAUCCAGAACUAUGGGUAGCUGGUGGUCUUCACCCGCCAAGGAUUCAGACGUCAAGGUUUCACCCAUCAAUGUUAGAGUCGUCAAUGAGACUCCUAAAACCUUGUCCUUUUCCACUCAAGACAGAGGGUACACACAGAUCGACUCUGGCCGCAGCACAUCCUAUAAAGAGGAUCAGGCAGACGCACACAUCCGCAUCAGACCUAAAAAUCACUCGGGGGAUAGUUUUUCAUACAAAUUUGACACCAAGAAAGGCGACACGUCUUUUAUCUUAAGAGAAAACAAGGACCGUUCCCAGAUUCAGAUACACUGCACCUCUACGAACAAAGAUUGUUUCUGUCCCAACCCCGCCCGGACUAUUGCUCAUGUUUACGGAUUACCUCUUUUGUCAAGCCCUCUGGAUAUUGUCAGCCGUCGAUCGAUCACACACGUUUUGGAUCAUUCUCUUGCCUUGCCCUCAAUAUACCUGUUUGCCAUUGUCAUAACCUUACCUGUUUUACGACCAUGUCUCUGAAUAAAGCUCUGAAGAUGGAUUUGCACACUUCCUUCCGUAACAAAAAUGUAUGUAUGUAUGUACAUGAUUGUGUUUUUGAGAAAAUAAUGUUUAUGUGUGGUUAGUGAAAAACUAUAUUUUUUAAGUCACUGAAAUAAGGCCAUAAAACACAUACAGAAUAUUUGUUUGCACAAGACUGUGCAAAUUAAAUAACACAAAAUUAAAAAAAUUUAAUUUAGGAAGAGAUGAGAGGAGAUAAGAAGUCUGCGACGUGAGUAAACAAGAUUUUUUCUCCAACAUAAUCCCUAUUCAGAUGGGAUUAGUUUUACAUGGAGUGGUGGGGUAAAGUAAUUAAUUACUACGAACAAUGACAGUAAAGAUUAUGGCAACUUUUACCUUCUGUAAAAAGGCCCAGGAUAAUUGCCUCCGGUAAUACUGAUCCCGUGCGAAUAGACCAGCUGUAAAUAUGCAAGUAAUUAUUCCAUCUUUUCCUGUUCAAAAGUGUUCCAUGAUUUUUCAGGCGUUUAAAGAAGCAUUCAGUUGCAUUGUAAGUCUAUGGCAAACCUCAAAUGUUUUCCACAUAUGACACUGCAUACCAUUCAGAUCAAAAAGUAGGUCGAAAGCACUUGUUAGAAACAUACUCGGUUACUGAUGUUACCUCGGUUUCCUGAGAUACAGGAACGAGUACCGAGUCUGCUAAGACGAUAUGGGGAAAACUCCUUUUUCUCCGAUAACUGAAGCCUUUUUCAACCACACAGUGAAACUGCACAGCCAUUGGUUCGUGCAGUGUAUUAAAAAUGAACAAAUGGCUCAGCAGCGGAGCUGCAUGAGCCUAUGGCAACAGAGACUGCCAGAAUGGGCGGGGCCAUCUGGCUAUAUAAGCGGGCAUUUCACCCUAGGAUCCUCAGGUUUACUUCGACUGAAGUGACGAUGCUGAGUUGUGCAGCUGUAUAGCAUGGCCAAGUAUGCAGUAAUCGUUCCCGUAUAUCAGGGAACCGAGGCUAAGUUAGUAACUGGGUAUGUUCCCCAUCGAUACUUCACUAGUAGUGCAUCUGCUAAGAUGCUAUGUGGAACCAGUACAAUCCCGCCGUGCUAUGCUAGAGGAAUGACUCAUCCUAGAACUUGCCUUAAGCACCACCAGGGGCCCAGAGGGACCCAAGUAUUUGCAGGGAAAAACCCAGCAGGAGGCAAUAGGGCCAGACUCGCAGAGGUCCGCCUGGCUUUGAGUAUCAUUCCAAGAAGAACUCUGUACCGUCUCAGCACUCAGUGAGUGCCAUGAUUGUACAAGAAAGAGGCAAAAGCCUGAGCACUUGUAGUGCUUGCUCUUAUGGCAAAUAAUUAGUAGAUAUUAUAAUGCCAAUCUAUGGACCAGUGUCUCAGAAGAAUAGAUUCGCUGCUGAGAAAGAUGCCACAACAACAGUGAACAGAACAGACUGAAGAUUUGCUUUAACUUAAGAUUUGUAUUUUGAAAGCACACAGCUGGUAAGUUGCUUCAAUUAAUAGAGAACAAAUGAAAAUUAAAAAACCCCAAUGUUUUCACAAACUGAGUUGUGGUUACUCAACUUUGUGUUGUCUUUGUUUCUUUAGGCCUCGUAAUCUUUCCCUUAGUUUUCAACAAGGUAAGUUCUUCACACUUCACAAUAUUUUAUGUACUCCAAAAAUACUGAAUAAGCAAUUAAAUUUCUGUUGUCACUAUUUGUUCUUUUAAAUCAAUCAGUGUUCAAUUAUAAAACAAAAAAAACAACAUACAACCCCAGUUGUAAAUCAAAAUAGAAAACCAACCAUUCUCAAUUAAAUAUAAUAGAUAACCUUCGAUUUCAACACUGAAUUGAAUUGUUCAAUCUUUCAAGAAAAACUGUCCUUUGAAUGGUCCACAGUGUAAGGAUUUUAUUAGCUCAUUUUAUUAAUUUUAGCUCUUAUUUAUCCUUUUGGGGAAUCAUUUAUUAACGAUUCGAUAUUGAAUUGAUAUUAAUCCAAAAACUUAUUUAUACCUUAUUAACGCCUCGUCCAGUGAGCGUUAAAAUCAGUAUAUCCUAACAAUUAUGUUUAUAUUAUUACGUGGCCAACGAGAACACAAACAAAACGCUAGUAGUUUAUUAAAUUUCGAGCAAGGUAACAAGGAUCAGGGCAAAGGUUGACUCAAAAAUUACACAACACAAGACAAGAAUUCUUUAUAAAUGAAACAAGAGUUUAUUUGCUAUUCUACUAAUCUAGGAUACAUGAUAAACUAAAUAAAACAAAACACACAGGCAAGAUGAUUGCAAUUUGAAGAAAGUUUAAGGUUCUAAUGCUCUUUUCCAAGAGUUCUGUAAAUUCAGCCUGAGGAAGUCAUAACCAGAGAAUUUUACUAUCUUUUCUGUAAGUCUUUUCGUCUGUAAGUGGUUGGCUUCCUGGCCGCGUGCGAGUGCAAUGCUUUGAAGUUCUUGUGCGGUUUCAGGCUUCGAAAGUUUCUUUGGUCAGAAGUUUGAAGUCUUGGAUGAUCGACCUGAUGAUAAGUCUGUAGGCGCUUCACAGCGCGACCAGUGAGGCGAGACCAAAGUUUUCAAGCAGCGAGCGAGCCUUGUGUCACAGAGUUUUAACAGGCUGGAUUCUGUCCACCCACUAGAGGCUUCUUCCAAUCAGAUUGUCUCUACAGGGCAGAGCCCCGCCCCACAUGGUUCUUCUCCAUACAUAGAUUAACAUAAUGCUUCAUCCAUGCUGUGAGAAGUAUUUCUAAUAACUUCUUAUAAAAGUAUUCAUCACUCAUCAUACGAGGCUGUAAAUCGACAUAUAAUUCAUUUCAACUUCCAGCAUUUGAAAUAAGCUUUAACACGAUACUACACACGGCUAUCUAUUCAAAAGAAAGUUAUAUGGCAAAGAUCAAAAUAAAGCACACCACGCAUAACAUAAAACACCAAGCAUAUAUGUAAGACAUCAAACAUGUUAUUUGUUGAUACACUUGCUCUAAUAGCAAUGGAAAUACAUAAAGACAAUCUCUAAAGACAAUCGUGUAAGUUUGUGUUUCUUUUGUUGUAAGAGAAGAGAUAAAGGCGUGUUGUCUCGGAAUGCAGGAGAAGGGAGAUGUCUGAGGGGUCAUGAGAAUGUCACGUUGUGUAGAUCUGGUGAUUUUCUUAGCUCAGACGUCUGACGUCUUCCCUUGUUGAUACCAUCAUUGAAUUAUGCGUUAAACGGCCAGGAGGUUCUGGGAGUGUCUGUGCUGGAGCGUGUCCACAUACAAGUUCUCUGUACCGCUGUUUAGUCGAAUUAUGUUUACGUGAUAAGAAGGAACAGUGAGGUCCUGUUCUUAAACCCAUCCAGAUGUCUUCCUCAAACCUAUCAUCAUUUUAAUAGGGCUCAUGAGAUGAUAAGGAACACAUGGCAGGAUGCUGGUCAAACACUUGGGCGUGGUGCUGAUCAUUCAUUAAUUUGACGACCACGGCGUGGCCGAAGAGAAGGCUCCUUAGAUUCUGCUAAGGAAUGUGCACUGUAAAAAAUUACUCUGGAGGGUGUUAAAUACAACCCAUGAAAAUUAGUUAUAGUUUACUUAAGUAUAUGAGUUAGCAAGUAAAAUACAAAAUAAUGGGUACAUUCUACCUACACUAUCUAUUUUUUAACAGUAAUAACUGCAACACUAAAAAAUUAAGUAAAAUAUACCCCGAAAUAUUAGCUUUGGCACCGCAAAGUGCGCAUGCGUCAACAUCUAGGCGGGAAUCGCGGCAUUCACCAUUUUGGCGGCAGCAACGGCACUGCGAUUUGUUGAGCUACGGGUAAGUUUUUAUUUAACUUGUUGAUAUAUCAUCAUGAAUGCAAAUGUUAUGUUGUCUACCAGAAGAUUAGUAAUUUGCGCGCUUCUCUGUUGUCGGCACCACAGUCUGGUGACAGAUGGGUUAGAAUUUGAUUUUGUGGUCAGUCAAGUUAGCGUUGAAAGCGGAAUACAUUGUCCAGUACUUGCACCUGCGAAUGCGAGUAAUCAUCUACAUUUAUAAUUAAAAUAUGUUAGCUUCCAUAUUGUUAUGUACAUGGCUGAAACUCGUGAACAGCGAAGCUGCUGCACAUGAGUGGUUGAACUUGAGCCUCUGACUAGAGAGAGAGAGAUGGAGAACAACGGUUGAUGUACUAAGAACAGGGAAGGUGAUCGGAGCAGAAAACCAGCAGUAAAGCUGUCAAUGUGGUAUGAUAAUUACUGUUAAAGUUUUAUUGCAUUUAUCUUUUGAUAUAUUGAGUUUUGUGUUAGAAGGGAUCAAUUUAUAAAGACAUUUUAUUGGUAUCAUUUACGGAUUUAUAAUUAAAGUUUGCCUUUCCAUGGGCGUUUUUAAUUUUAAUGGCUGUUAAAAAGUGUUUCGGGGUUUAUAAGAGGCAUUAUUUUACAGAUUAGUAAUUUUUUUUUAAAUUUAUUGUUAAGUAAUUAGCCUAGCCAUGUUUGAAAAUAGGUGUUUGUGUAACAUUAAGUGUGUGCGUCUUCCAAUUCCUGUAUUGGCGGGAUGUGCUUCAUUCGUGAUAAAUUUUCUCCUUUACAAGUACUUUAAGUGCAAAAAUGUCAAACUUUUGAUACUGUGUCAUAAACAAGACUAUACUACUGUGUGUUGGUGUUUAUGUGUGCUUAUUAAGUGUUACUUUUAUAAACUUGACAUUAUAGCUAAUCAGCCUCUGAGCACAUGGUUAGCAUUAAUGUACAGCGAUUAGCGUGUGCUCUGUUAUCGACAAAAAGCAAAAGAUAGAAAACAUGCAAUGUUUUUUAUGUUCCUUAUGUGAUCUUUAACAUAACAGUUGUAUGUUUUGAUGUUUUAUAUUUUGUGCCACUUUGUUUGAGUCAACUCAGAUUUGCAGAUACAUUGCACAAGUACAGUUGGUGUAAUAAUUUUACAAAAUAUGUUUUAAACAUUGAGGAAAUUUAAACUUAUAACAUUUGCAUUCAUGUAAAUGCAACAUAAAUGAAUAUGAAUAUAAAUUCAUUUUACAGGAGUGCAGAAAUAUAAUAAUUUAAAAAUCCUGUUUCUGACAUUCUUUUUCUUCUACAGAGAGAUAUAGGAAGAAGAAUUCAAUAAGUAUUCGUAGCAGUUUGCAAGACAAGUAAAACUUCAGGUACCCGAACUGAACACUAAGUCAAUGGGUGUUCUACCUUAUUGCAAAUGAAUUGGCUGUGCAAAAUAUGUAACUUUACAUCAUCGAAACGAUUGGAACUAUUAAAACACUACAGAUUACAACAUGGGCAUCAUAGUCGAAACCAAUCCAUACCCUGUCUCCAUUCGGAUUGCCCUUGCACCUUUAGGACAUGGGGUGCGUUACGGACACAUUUGUCCAGGUUUCAUGCACAGACAACUAGGCCAGGCCAGCUGCUUUCCUUCACAUGCAUAGUGUGUAAAUCAUGCUAUUUCCACACAGAAAGACAAUAUUUUGAGCACCUGGGUGGUCAUCUUAAAAAACAUGAAACUGUGCCUUGUGUUUUCCAUGACUGUGAUUACAAAACAAAUGUAUAUACAACAUUUCACAGUCAUAAGAGCAGGAAACAUAGCCCCCAUUCAGUGGAAGAUUUUAAGACCAUUGUUUUUCAAGAACACCAAAGCCAGAUUCACGAAGAAAGCGAUUCUGUUGAAAGUGAAAACUACUGUGACUCUGUCCUUAAGGAGGAUGAAGACUUGAGCGAAGCAAUUGUCAGGAGACUGGGCUUGCUCCUCCUUAAAUUGGAGUGCAUAUUUAAUGUGUCUAAUACAUGCAUAGAUGAGCUAGUAGAGGAACUUAAUUUCCUUACAUCAUCUGCAUCUGGGCCUGUUAUUAAAAACAUUAUACUGAGCACUCUAAAGAAGCAUGGCUGCAUUUUUGAAGAUUCUGUGAUUUCAGAACUGGUGAAAGAUCUUUGCCAGCUUAACCCUUUCUGUGCUGCUUUAGGAUUGGAUGAGCCUUUAAGCACACACUACAGGAGACAACAAUUUAUAAAGGAGCAUCUUUCACUGACUGAGCCAAUUGAGUACAUACUUGAUAGUAGCAAGAAUGCAGCCUUCCAGUAUGUUCCUAUUCUCCCAUUAUUGUCUCAACUUUUGAACAAUGUGCACAUUCAGGACACAAUAUUACAGAACAAAAGGCCAUGUAAUGUUUCUUCUGAAUGUGGAUCAUUGCAUGAUGGAUCUUUCUACAGAGAAAACAGCUUUUUGUCUGGAGAUGAACUUAAACUCCCAUUGAUUCUUUACAUAGAUGACUUCGAAAUAUGCAACCCUCUGGGAACGUCACGCAAGAAGCAUAAAGUCACUGGUGUGUACUGGGUGCUUGCAGACAUCCCUGCUACCCUGUGAUCUACUCUAAGUUCCAUUUAUCUAGCCAUUCUUUGUAAGGUAGAUGAUGUCAAGCAAUAUGGAUACCCAAAAGUUUUGGAGCCACUGCUUAAAGAUUUGAAAUGCUUGGAGGAUGAUGGUAUAUUUGUACCAAGUCUGGGCAAAGUGGUGGAGGGCACUGUAUUUGCCGUAGCAGCUGAUAAUCUUGGCGCUCACUCCAUCGGUGGGUUUGUUGAAAGCUUUUCUUCUUCACAUUUUUGUCGCUUUUGCACUGGAGAGCGUUCACAGAUCCAGGAGCAUGAAGUAAGAGCAGGAAUGUUUCCUCUACGAACUAAGUCCAGCCAUACCCUCCAUGUCGAAUCAGCGUUGUCUGACACUGCUAAAGCUCAUCAUUGUGGAGUUAAAAGACAGUGUCCCAUCUCUGACAAACUGAGUUACUUUCAUGCCACAUCAGGUUAUCCCCCUGAUGCUUUGCAUGAUUUGCUUGAAGGGAUUGUACCUUUUGAACUGGCACUGUGUCUUGAUGUGUUUAUAAAGAAGAAAUACUUCUCUCUUCUUGAACUUAACUCUUAAAUCCAUCGAUUUCCCUACAAAUGGAAUGACAAAGUCAACUGUCCACAAGCUAUCCCCCUGACUUUUGCAUCACGUAAAAGUAUAGGAGCCAAUGCACACGAAAACUGGUGCUUGUUACGGAUGCUACCUUUUAUGAUUGGCGACAAAGUGCCAGAAGAGGACACAGCAUGGCAGGUUUUGAUGACCUUGAAAGAUAUUGUUGAGCUUGUCAUGGCUCCUGUUCACACAGAUGAGACGCUAGGAUACAUGGAAAGCAAGAUUAGUGAACACCGUUAUAGGUAUUUGGAUGUGUUCCCAGAGGAGAAAUUGAGACCGAAACAUCACUUCCUGGAGCAUUAUCCUUGGCUUACAACUGCUUUUGGACCACUUGUGUUUCUCUGGACCAUGAGAUUCGAAGCCAAACACCGAUUUUUUAAAAGGAUUGUGAGGCAGACCGGGUCGUUCAGAAACAUUCUCAAGACAAUGGCAAGAAAACACCAAUCAAUGAUUGCAUGUCACAUCCAUGAUGCUAACAUUCUAAGGCCAAAACUCUCUGUGUCAAGAAUGACUCAAGUAGCGGUGGAGGUUCUAAAGGAUAGCAUUAAGGAGUCAUUUGUAAAGACGUUUCCCAGAGCAGCAGUUGUGAGUAUGACAAACAAAGUCACCAUUUUAGGCACUGACUAUUGUGUUGGAAUGCUGCUGCCUUUUGGAUCAACAGGAGGAUUGCCUGACUUCGGAGAAAUACUCAAAAUAAUCAUUGUGCAUGAAAGUCCUGUCUUUGUUCUGAAGUUGCUAAGUGGGUGGUACCAUGAGCACUUGAGGAGCUUCAAAGUAGAGCCCACAGGAGAGAUCAAAGUCCUGCAGCAUUCGGAAAUGAAAGAUGCAUACCCUUUGGCAGCAUAUAAUACACUACAUGGUCGAAUGAUGUCUCUGAAACACUUUGUUUGCAUAUCAGAUUGAAGACAACACAUACUCCAGAGGAAAAUGUCAGUCCAGUUGCGAGUCAUCAUAGAAGAAAACAAUAUCCGAAAGUUGACGCUUCCAACAGGAUUUCCUAAUAAGGUGGAAGAUCUUGUCUCAGAAAUCAUUCAGACAUUCCAGAUACAUGGUGAAUUUGGACUACUCUAUGAGGACAAAGACUUUGGGAACCAAUUUUUCACUCUAACUUCAACUGCCGACCUGGAAGACAAGGCCACUGUGAAAUUGGUAAUAAACGAGCCCUUGAUAAUCCUUGACUUGCAUCCAUUAGAUGAAUCAGGACUGUCCAUUACACAGAGUAGCUUGGAGACCUACCCUGUGGAUGAUGGUGAAGCGUACACCUCUCUUGCAGAUGACGUUGAACUGUCAAGUUCACAAGACACCGUUCUUCUCCCUGAGUCAUGUCGUUCUGCUCCAUGGCCAGUGCCGUUUCAAGUGCCGACAUUUUCCCGUGACAUUGAACUUAUCCUUGCAGAGGCUAAUAAGUCAUAUCUUGCCUCUGGAAUGCAUUUCCAUGAUGCAAGUGUUAAAUCUGCAAUAAUGCAUGACCUUGCCAAAGCUAUAUUUUUUUACACGGCCUACCCUUCAAGUAUGCAGAUAUCUUCAGUGGCUGAAGCCCUUCUUAAAAAGUUUCCAUGCCUAAAGGAGGCUGGGUCUUUUGCAGGAAUGUAUGGCUGGCAGCAACGCCUCAAGUACAAGAUGCACAAUUUCCGUGCCAAGCUGAAAUCACAAAAAUAUACAUAUCCAGAAUUAGAAGUAAACACACUGAAGAGGAAGCUACCAACCGAUGCAGCACCAGCUAAAAAUGUGAAAAGACCAAAGAAAGCGGAAGUGAAUUAUCUCCCUCCACAUCCUGUUGGAGAAAAUCAGGACACGUUGGAAAAGGAGAGGCUUGAGUUAGUCGAUGAAAUGAAGAAGAAGAACAACGCAAAAGUAAUUGAAGAAAAAAUGUCAAAAACCUUUUCAAUUAGAAGACUGGAGGUUGUGACCACCAGCCCCGCUGUCAGUGUCUUAAGAGAGAGGUGGCCGGGAUUGUUCUGUAAGGCUCAGAUCAAAGAGGAGUUCCGACGUAUAACAACAAUCUCCUUGGAAGAGACAUUUAUGCUGAAUCUUGAUAGGUACACACCACGUCUUCUGCAGCUGAUGCAUGCCAAAGGAGGAGCAUUUAGAACCAAGAUGCAUCCUCUCCUGAACACUGUCAAUGAGAGUAUUGAGAGAAAAAGGGAUGCAUGUAUCCGUUGCCUCAUUGAGUACCUUGGGGAAAAUCAAGAAGAGCUGUUCCAAGACUGUCAGGAGGAUGAACUUGAAGGCCACACAACUGAAAUAAUGAAGUUGGUGGUGAUUCACAAUCCCACAGUUGAGGAGAACCCAGCAGAUGUGUGUGUGGUUAUAGAGGGCACCAAAGUGCUGACCGGUUGUGGAAACAGAACCACAGCGUGCAUACUGUUGAUGGGAUUGAUCUAUGCCUUCAACCUUGAGUAUCCCAAAACCCUGAAGUACACCUUUGAAGUGUUCCAGAAACUUUUUUUGGAACUUGACGGAGCAAAACUGGUGAAGAAGGUCCUAAGCCUCAAGCAUAAACUAUUGGAAUGAGCUGUCUGUACUGUUCUACAACAGAGGAUCUGGGCCAACACUAUGUUGCUCUCUGGGGUGGCUCGCCAGUCCAAACCCUCCUCAGAACCACUGGAAGGCUGGGACAAAUCCAGAACGCAGGCUCCAGAACAUUGCAUCAGACAGAUGGCAUCAACAUGGAAAAGGGCAGAACCACACACACACAAAAAAAAACUGACCUUGAACAGACAAGGUCACAAAACAACAUAGAAUAAAGUUUUAACUCAUGAAAAUAAACUAUCACUGUACAUCAGACAUUUUACACAAAACUUGAAAAUUUG
Messenger RNA from Onychostoma macrolepis, 10336 nucleotides. RefSeq lists its product as uncharacterized. The transcript is spliced from 9 exons. NCBI's taxonomy places the organism in Eukaryota, Metazoa, Chordata, Actinopteri, Cypriniformes, Cyprinidae. Bases 8451 to 10037 code for a protein of 528 amino acids. The record is from RefSeq and is a predicted model, not a curated record.